AUGAAAAGUCUUGUGGCUCCAGCAGUUCCAUCAUGUGAAGUACCCAAUUCUGCUCUUAGUGGAACUGUGGUAGAGCUACGAUGUCAAGACAAAGAAGGGAAUCCAGCUCCUGAAUACACAUGGUUUAAGGAUGGUGUCCGUUUGCUAGCAAACCCAAAACUUGGCUCUCAGAGCACUAACAGCUCAUACACAAUCAAUACGAAAACUGGAACUCUGGUUAUUUUAGCCUGCAAAUAUCCAAAGAAAACACUUUCAUCCCGGUUAGAGUGGAAGAAACUUGGGCGGGGUGUCUCCUUUGUCUACUACCAGCAGGCUCUUCAAGGUGAUUUUAAAGAUCGAGCUGAGAUGAUAGAUUUUAGUAUACGGAUCAAAAAUGUUACAAGAAAUGAUGCCGGGCGAUAUCGUUGUGAAGUUAGUGCCCCAUCUGAGCAAGGCCAGAACCUGGAAGAGGAUACGGUUACUCUAAAUGUAUUAGAGUUCCCAGCCGCUCCAUCUCUCCAUGUCCCAUCUGCCUCCAUCCAAUUCAAUACUAUUUCAAAAUUGGACAGUGGAGAAUAUUCCUGUGAAGCCCAUAAUUCUGUUGGAUCUGGCAGGUGUCCUGGGAAACGAAUGCAAGUAGAUGAUCUUAAUGUAAGUGGCAUCAUAGCAGCUGUUGUAGUUGUGGCCUUAGUGAUUUGUGUUUGCGGCCUUGGUGUGUGCUAUGCUCAGAGGAAAGGCUACUUUUCAAAAGAAACCACCUUUCAGAACAAUGGCUCUACAUCUAAAGCCACUACAGUGAGUGAAAAUGUGAGUACUUUAUAA
Messenger RNA from Chrysochloris asiatica (Cape golden mole), 801 nucleotides. RefSeq names its product junctional adhesion molecule 2 (gene JAM2). Lineage: Eukaryota; Metazoa; Chordata; Mammalia; Afrosoricida; Chrysochloridae. Gene Ontology annotation, biological process: leukocyte tethering or rolling. Gene Ontology annotation, cellular component: tight junction; protein complex involved in cell adhesion; cell surface. The record is from RefSeq and is a predicted model, not a curated record.